UAACUCUAAAUUAGUUUUAAAAGUUCGAACACAAUACUCAUAAUAGAAACGAAUAUUAAAUUUCAAGUAUUUUCAAUUCAGCUUUUUGAUCGGCAUAAUGAAAGUGUCAUUUGUAGUUUUUCUAAUAGUUGACUCGCUGCUCUCUACCUUCGCGUCGGACACGAAGUAUUCGAUAUUUUGCCACUGGAAUACUGAGGCCUACGAGCGCAAGGAUACUAGUUAUUUUUAUUCCUGGAGCAUAGAUGAACGCCUUUGUACGCAUUUGGUAUUCGGGUCAGUUGCAAGCUUAGAUCCGAAGGGAUCAGGCGCCUUGAAGAUUAUCAAUCGAAAGUUCGUCGACAAUCGGAAUGAAAUCUUUAACAUAAGGCGUCAUAAUUAUAAACUAUUAAUUUCUGUUGGCGGCAUGAAGGAUGACGCGAAAAUGUUCUCCAAAAUGGCAGCAAGCAUGGCCAAACGCGAUCAGUUUUAUAAAUCACUUCUUAAAUUUCUUUCGCAAUGGAAAUGCAGUGGCGUUCUCUUAGAUUGGGAGUAUCCUUCACCCGAGGAUCGCGACAAUUUUGUGAAGCUGUUAAAAGAACUAAAGAUUGUUCUACAGGACCGUAACUUUGUUCUGUUGGUUUCCGUUUCUGCCAGGAUGGAUGAUGCUACUCUCCGGUCUUAUGACAUUCCUCGAAUAGCGAGGCACGCGGAUUUUAUUAUCCUAAAUAUCCAUGACAAUGAAGAUCCUUAUGGCCCCAAGGUUGAAUACAACUCGCCGCUCUACGGAAACGGCAGCAGAAGUGUGGAGCGAGGUGUCCGGUACUGGGUCGAGCAGAGCAAAAUAUCAGAGAAGCUAAUCCUUGGCAUUCCACUAUUCGGGCGAACCUUUACCCUGGAGGACGCAAGCAAAACGGCUGUGGGUGCGCCCAGCAAGGGUCCUGGUAGGCAGCACGUUCAUUCUAGCCGGGCGGGCUUCAUGACGUUUGGUGAAUUUUGCAUACAAACGGCCAGGUGGGAAAUCAAAUAUGACAAGCAGGCGCAGGUGCCAUAUGCCUAUAUGGAUGACCAAUGGAUCACCUUCGAGAAUGGGCGCAGUAUAAGCGCAAAGAUGCACCUAGCUAUGAAACAAGAGCUGGGUGGCGCGAUGGUGUGGUCCAUCGAUGCGGACGACUUCCAUGGUACAUGCGGGGAAACAUACGGCCUGCUCAAGGUUGUCGUAUCGUUCAUGGGGAGCCCUAAUAUAUUAACUACCAGAGCGCCUAUAACUGACGGCUUCUGCCCAAAGGACGGAUUAUUCCGCAACAAAUGGAAUUGUCAGGCAUAUUAUGAAUGCCGCAAUGGCAGGCGCACUGACUACGAGUGCUCGGAAGUGGAGUUUUUCGACGAGAAACUUGGUCAGUGCAAGCCCUCCGAAGAGGUGAAAUGCAAUCAGGAUUUUGUCGAUUGGAGCCCAGGCGAAAAUGGCUACAGCUCAGAAAACUUGCCCUUAAAUCUGAGGGUAGUCUAAUAAGUGUCUGUAAGAUGAUUUACACACAUUGUACAAAUAAAUCCAUUCGGUUGUGUACAUAAAA
This is a messenger RNA of Drosophila virilis, 1550 nucleotides long. RefSeq names its product chitinase-3-like protein 1. The record is from RefSeq and is a predicted model, not a curated record. Gene Ontology annotation, cellular component: extracellular region. Lineage: Eukaryota; Metazoa; Arthropoda; Insecta; Diptera; Drosophilidae. Gene Ontology annotation, biological process: carbohydrate metabolic process; chitin catabolic process. Gene Ontology annotation, molecular function: chitinase activity; chitin binding.